ACAAUCUGCCAUUGAUGUGUUUCAUUAUUCAUUAUCCGUACAUAUUAUGUGCUGUGAUAGAGUGACCUUUUUAUCUAAGUUUUCGAUUACAAUGAACACUAGUUGCUGUGUUGUGAUACUGUUAAUGUUUACAAACAUUGUGAUUGUGUUAGGGGGCGCGGAGCCUUCAGAAUGUGAAAAUAAACCGAGUGAAAAGCACUGCAUUGUCGAGUACUCGUCGCGGUAUAGAGUCAGACACACGCCCAGGUAUAUUUACGACUGGGCCACCAGAAGGUGCAUAAUGCUUCGCUGGGCCAGCUACUGCCCUCUGCCGGCGGGCAACAAAAACAACUUCUUCAGUGAAUCAGAGUGCUACUUUCAGUGCGGUGGAUGGGCCUGAAUAUUGCAGAGUAAUGAAAACCGUCCCGCUAUUAGUAAAAGUGUUGCACUUGCAUUAACCAACACUGAAUACUUUA
Molecule: messenger RNA, 455 nt
Organism: Plutella xylostella (diamondback moth)
Lineage: Eukaryota; Metazoa; Arthropoda; Insecta; Lepidoptera; Plutellidae
Molecular function (GO): serine-type endopeptidase inhibitor activity
Source: RefSeq, a predicted model, not a curated record